UUGAAAGAUAACAGCAGCAUUGCUCUCCUUCUGCUCUCCUUCUCCAGCAUCUCGCUGUCCUCCGCUGUCUUUCAUCCAUCAUGUUGUUCCGUGCUGCGGCCCGUCAAGCCGCGCCUUUGAAGCGUCAGGCCUUUGCUCCCCUUGCCCGUCGCUCCGUCACCACCGACGCUGCCUCGGCGCAUGCUGAGAACAUCCCCAAGGAAGAUGACAAGCCCUUCACCGUCCGUCUCUCCGACGAGAGCUUCGAGACCUAUGAGAUCGAUCCUCCUCCCUACGAGCUCGAGGUCACUAAGAAGGAGCUGAGGCAGAUGUACUACGACAUGGUUGCCGUGAGACGCAUGGAAAUGGCCGCCGACCGUCUGUACAAGGAGAAGAAGAUCAGAGGUUUCUGCCACUUGUCCACCGGUCAGGAAGCCGUCGCCGUCGGUAUCGAGCACGCCAUCUCCCGCGACGACAAGGUCAUCACCUCCUACCGUUGCCACGGUUUUGCCAUGAUGCGCGGUGGUACCGUCCGCUCCAUCAUCGGUGAGCUGCUCGGUCGCCGUGAGGGUAUCGCCUACGGCAAGGGUGGUUCCAUGCACAUGUUCGCCCCCAACUUCUACGGUGGCAACGGUAUCGUCGGUGCCCAGGUCCCCGUCGGUGCCGGUCUUGCUUUCGCCCAGCAGUACAACAACGAGAAGGCCACCAGCAUCAUCCUGUACGGUGAUGGUGCCUCCAACCAGGGUCAGGUCUUCGAGGCCUUCAACAUGGCCAAGCUCUGGAACCUGCCCGCCCUGUUCGGCUGUGAGAACAACAAGUACGGUAUGGGUACCUCCGCGGCCCGCUCCUCCGCCCUGACCGAGUACUACAAGCGUGGUCAGUACAUCCCCGGUAUCAAGGUCAACGGCAUGGACGUCCUGGCCACCAAGGCCGCCGUCAAGUACGGUAAGGACUUCGCGACCUCGGGCAACGGUCCCCUCGUCUUCGAGUACGUCACCUACCGUUACGGAGGUCACUCCAUGUCCGACCCCGGUACCACCUACCGCAGCCGUGAGGAGAUCCAGCGCAUGCGCAGCACCCACGACCCCAUCGCCGGUCUCAAGCAGAAGAUCCUCGACUGGAACGUCUGCAACGAGGAGGAGCUCAAGGCCCUCGACAAGGCCGCCCGCACCCACGUCGACGAGGAGGUCGCUGAGGCCGAGAAGAUGGUCGCCCCCGAGAGCACCCCCCGCAUCCUCUUUGAGGAUAUCUACGUCCGUGGCAGCGAGCCCCGCUGGAUGAGAGGCCGCACUGUCGACGAGACCUUCUACUACUAGACAACCACUCAUCCUUUUCAGUAGCCAGUGACGUCGGGAGGAAUAUCAGGACAGGUUCAGGAGAUGUGACGAAUGAAACAACUUCGGGAAUUGGGGGGGUUGGCGUGAAACAGCAAAGGGAGGAGAAAGGAAAAAAAGAAGGACUGGCAGUUUCCCGCUACGAUUUCUCCUUUUUUUUUUUU
Molecule: messenger RNA, 1477 nt
Organism: Aspergillus saccharolyticus JOP 1030-1
Lineage: Eukaryota; Fungi; Ascomycota; Eurotiomycetes; Eurotiales; Aspergillaceae
Product: pyruvate dehydrogenase (acetyl-transferring) subunit E1 alpha
Exons: 4
Coding region: 81-1295 (404 amino acids)
Molecular function (GO): oxidoreductase activity, acting on the aldehyde or oxo group of donors, disulfide as acceptor
Source: RefSeq, a predicted model, not a curated record